Molecule: messenger RNA, 2007 nt
Organism: Camponotus floridanus (Florida carpenter ant)
Lineage: Eukaryota; Metazoa; Arthropoda; Insecta; Hymenoptera; Formicidae
Gene: mre11
Product: double-strand break repair protein MRE11
Exons: 12
Coding region: 119-1978 (619 amino acids)
Biological process (GO): mitotic G2 DNA damage checkpoint signaling; meiotic DNA double-strand break formation; double-strand break repair via homologous recombination
Cellular component (GO): Mre11 complex; nucleus
Molecular function (GO): DNA endonuclease activity; manganese ion binding; 3'-5'-DNA exonuclease activity
Source: RefSeq, a predicted model, not a curated record
UUGAAGAUCGUCGCAUUUCGCGCCAUUCCGAGUUAUUGCUGAAGAAAUAAAAAGUUAAUAAGGAUUGUUGGAAUACUGAUUAAUUAUUAGGUGUCAUUUCAUACAACAGGAAUAAAAGAUGUCAGAGUCUUCCAAUGAACACUUGGAUCCGGAAGAUACUAUUAAUAUCUUGGUAGCUACCGAUAUUCAUCUCGGUUUCGAUUACAGUAAAAAGAGAGGUGGACAAUCCGACGACAGUUUCAUUACGUUCGAAGAAAUAUUGAAGUAUGGCAAGGAAAAAGAAGUCGAUUUUAUUUUGCUGGGCGGAGAUCUGUUUCAUGAUACUAAACCAACGCAAACUGCGAUGCUCAAGUGUGUGGAAUUGUUGAGGAAAUAUUGCUUAGGUAGCAGAGAAUGCAAGCUGGAAUUUUUGAGUGAUUCAGAAUUAGUAUUUCGACACUGUGCGCAAAAGCAUGUAAAUUAUGAAGAUCAAAAUUUAAAUGUCUCGAUGCCAGUAUUCACUAUCCAUGGAAAUCACGAUGAUCCAAGUUUUGGUACUGUUGGCUCGAUGGAUGUAUUAUCAGCUACUGGACUUGUAAAUUACUUUGGAAAGUGGACAGAUCUUACUCGUGUAAUUAUAUCUCCUAUAGUUCUAAAGAAACGUAAUACACAUGUUGCACUUUAUGGCUUGAGUUAUAUUAAUGACCAGAGAUUAUCUAGAUUAUAUAGGGAUGAGAAGGUGGAAUUGUUACGUCCAAAGGACAUAGAGCCUUUCAACAUAUUUGUUUUACAUCAGAAUCGUGUUAAGCAUAGUAAUUAUGCUUAUAUAUCAGAAAAUAGACUGCAUAAAUUCCUCAAUUUAGUUAUUUGGGGUCAUGAACAUGAAUGCCGUAUUAAUGCUGAAUUAAAUGUAGAAGGUAGCUACUACAUUUCUCAACCAGGAAGCUCUAUUGCCACCUCUUUAUGUGAAGGUGAAUCAAAACCUAAACAUGUGGGUCUUUUAAAAAUAAAUAAAAAUAAUUUCAAAAUGAAACCUUUGAAAUUAAAAAGUGUCCGACCAUAUAUCUUUGAAAACUUGAUUCUUAGUGAUCAUGACAUUAAAAUACAUGAUUGUAUUUCAUUAGCUGACUCUGUAAGUCAAUAUGUAGAUCGAUAUAUUGAAAAUGAGCUUAUGCCUAAAGUUGCUAAGCAACUCACAGGAUACCCUAAUCAACCAAGUCAACCUUUGAUUCGAUUAAGAAUAUUUUAUAAUGAUGACAAUGAACAAUUUGAUACAUUAAGUUUGGCACAAAAAUACUGUGAUGAAGUUGCCAAUCCAAUGGAGAUGAUUAUAUUUCGUAAAAUGAAAAGUGGAGAAAAAUCAAAACGCUUUAAUGAUGAAAUUGAUGAUUUGGAUGAUAUUACAGAAUUAUUUCAAGCAGAUAUAGGACAGGAUUGGAUUAGUACAGUACCAGGAGGGAUCAAGAAAUAUUUUGAUAUGGAAGAAAACAAAGAUAAAUUAACAGUAUUGACUGUAACAGCAUUAAAUGAAGCAUUAAAUCGAUAUGUUGAUCGAGGUGACAUAGAAGCUUUUAGAAAUAUAGUGAGUGAUCAAAUGAAAAGAACCAUUGAAUAUGUAAAAGCACAAAAUAGUGAGAAACCGGAAGACAUCCGUAAUGAAAUUAUAAAUUUCCGCAAUAAAAGAGUUUCAGAAGAACAAGAGGAGCAGAGUAAUGUCCUAAGGGCAUUAAAUAAUCCAGUACAGACGAAUGCUAAAAAUGUUAAACAAUCUCACAAUGUUGUAAGUGACAGUGAUGACGAUGAUUUAAAUUCAAGAUCAUCGACGACUAAAACUAGAGGAAGAGGCAGAGGUUCUAGAGGUGGCAGAGGAUCCAGAGGAAGUCGUGGUGGAGCAAAAGCUAAUGAAGGAAAUAGUUCCAUUACAAGAAUGCUGAGUUCCAGGAGUGCACAACCAAAACGAACAACUUGCGAUCCUAUUAUUAUAGAUGAUUCCGAUUAAUUAUUAAUUAUUAAUUAUAUUAACUAUCC